Messenger RNA from Linum tenue, 2595 nucleotides. The record is from the annotation of a GenBank genome assembly. NCBI's taxonomy places the organism in Eukaryota, Viridiplantae, Streptophyta, Magnoliopsida, Malpighiales, Linaceae.
CCUUCACUACCUCAUAUAGCAAUUCUCCCCUCACUCUCUCUCUCUCUCUCUCUUGUCUUGGCCCUAUCAACAAAGUGUUGUUGUUCAAUUUCGCCCUCUUCUUCUUUCCCCCCUCCCUAAACAAAUUUCUCCAAUUCUCUCCCAUGGUGGUUCCAUCACCGUUCUUACUUCUCCCCUUCCAAUCCCCACCAUGCCCAACUUUCGUCUCCCCUUCCUCUCCGCCGGCCACCGCCGGCCACGACUCCCAGAACCAUACACCACCACCGCUGACAUCAGCAACGUAGGCACCGGCGGCGGAGACGACGUCGUAGAAUGCUACGCGUGCACGCAGGUCGGCGUCCCGGUCUUCCACUCCACAACCUGCGACGCCGCCCACCAGCCGCUCUGGGAAGCCUCCGCCGGCUCCUCCUUGGUCCCCAUCCACUCCAACUCAACAGCUCCACUCCCGGCCCCACGCCCGCGGCCGCGCCGCCGCCCCAGCGGCGCGUUCGGGACGGUGGUGGACCCGCGGAGCAAGCGCGUGCAGCGGCUGAACCGGGCGUUCCUCCUGGCCCGGGCCAUGGCGCUGGCGGUGGACCCGCUGUUCUUCUACGCGCUGUCGAUCGGGCGCGGGGGCUCGCCGUGCCUGUACAUGGACGGCGGGCUGGCGGCGAUCGUGACGGUGCUCCGCACGUGCCUGGACGGGGCGCACGUGGUGCACGUGUGGCUGCAGCUGCGGGUGGCGUACGUGUCGCGGGAGUCGAUGGUGGUUGGGUGCGGGAAGCUGGUGUGGGACCCGCAAGCCAUCGCGGCCCACUACCUCCGGUCGCUGAAGGGGUUCUGGUUCGACGCCUUCGUCAUCCUCCCCGUUCCCCAGGCUGUGUUUUGGCUGGUGGUGCCAAGAUUGAUCAGAGACGAGCAAAUCAAGCUGAUAAUGACAAUCAUGCUCUUAAUCUUCCUGUUCCAAUUCCUGCCCAAAGUGUACCACAGCCUCACCCUGAUGAGGAGAAUGCAGAAGGUCACCGGCUACAUCUUCGGCACCAUCUGGUGGGGUUUCGGCCUCAACCUCAUCGCCUACUUCAUCGCCUCCCACGUCGCCGGCGGAUGCUGGUACGUGCUCGCCAUCCAGCGCGCCGCCUCCUGCAUAAAGCAGCAGUGCAACUUGUCCUCCAACUGCGACCUCUCCUUGUCUUGCUCCGAAGAGCUCUGUUUCCGCCUUGUCCUGCCUGAUGCAUUGGCUGCCGGCAGCGGCUCUUGUGGUGGUUAUAAUAACUCCACUACUACUCAUAGGACUCCAAUGUGCUUGGACAUGGAUGGCAGUUUCAACACAUUUGGGAAUGAUCUUGAACCAACUAGUAACUGGUUGGAAGUGAUGUUCAGCAUAUGCCUAGUACUGAGUGGCUUGAUGCUCUUCACUUUGUUGAUUGGUAACAUUCAGGUGUUCUUGCACGCGGUGAUGGCGACGAAGAGAAAGAUGCAGCUGAGGUGCAGAGACAUGGAGUGGUGGAUGAGAAGAAGACAGCUGCCUUCCCGCUUGAGGCAGAGAGUUCGGCACUACGAGCGCCAGAGGUGGACGACCAUGGGAGGCGAGGAUGAGAUGGAAAUGAUCAAAGACUUGCCCGAAGGGCUACGGCGAGACAUCAAACGAUACCUCUGCCUAGACCUCAUCAAGAAGGUGCCGUUGUUUCAUAACUUGGACGAUUUGAUUCUCGACAACAUAUGUGACAGAGUCAAGCCCAUUGUGUUUUCCAAGGAUGAAAAGAUAAUUAGAGAAGGGGAUCCAGUACCAAGAAUGGUGUUUUUAGUCCGUGGGAAGAUAAAAAGCUCACAAAGGCUAAGCAAAGGAGUGGUAGCAACAAACGUGCUCGAAGCUGGAGGCUUCCUCGGCGACGAACUUUUGUCAUGGUGCCUACGCCGGCCAUUCAACGAGCGGCUUCCAGCUUCGUCGGCGACGUUCGUGUGCAUAGAAGCCGCGGAGGCAUUUGCUCUCGACGCCAACCACUUGAAGUACAUUACGGAUCAUUUCCGGUACAAGUUCGCGAACGAGAGGCUGAAGAGGACGGCGAGGUAUUACUCUUCGAACUGGCGGACGUGGGCGGCCGUGAACAUUCAGUUUGCGUGGCGGCGGUACAGGCGGAGGACUAGAGGUUGUGCUGGUGGUGGUCCGAUGAACCCUGUGGUGGAGAGUGGUGGGGAUGUGGAAAAUAAGUUGUUGAGGUAUGCUGCCAUGUUCAUGUCGAUUCGACCACAUGACCACCUUGAAUGAAUGAAGCCGGAUAGAAGGGCGAAUUAGAGUGCAAUGUUUUUGGGAGAAUCUUGCUCUUUUUUUCUUGUGUUUGUUCAUUUGUUGUCAUUUGUCAUCAGAUGAUGAACAAAGCAUAUCCUCCAGUAUGUUCAUGUUAUAUGAUCAUGUUGGAGGGUAUUCUCAUUGAUACCUCCAUGAAUAAAGAAAAUAAAUUAGUUGGUUCUUUUAGGAGUAGGGUUCUUGAUACCAUGACAGGCAAACACUAAAUGUAAUGUAAUGGUAGGCAAAGUUGAAACUUCUACAAGAGGCCUCAAAAAACUAAACGGGAUACCCGAACCCUUGUUUUCAAGUAUUUAUUGUUUUCCUAAAGC